CUGGAGGUCCCAAGCUGAACUCGACGAAGUCCAAACGAAGCUGACAAAUGUCCGGCGUCUUGGUGAUGGUAACUUCGCAGGUACCCGUUCCAACUUCGCCACUCGGGUAGCUUGGGUUGACGAACUCCGUCUCGUUGGAGCUGCUCACCAUGUUGCACGUGAAGCUUACUGCGUCAACGAAUCUCUCAUUCUUGAAACUAUUCAACGUCGUACGCUUCCCAAAUUUCCCUUGCAUCGGGACGUGGGGUCAAAGCGGAUACUGCUACGCAGUUCAAGAAUGCCUGGAACGUGGAGGGACUGCGUAUGGCGCCUGUGCUUACGGCUUUGGAGUCUGUUGUUCACUGACGGCUAGCUGUGGUUCCGUCAUCACUUUUAAUGGUACCUACUUCAGCAGCCCCGGAUUUUAUUCAUCUUCCAAUCUCAACGCAUCAGAGGAGUCUUGCGCUGUACAGAUAAUGAAGCAAGACAAAGACAUCUGCCAGAUCCGACUGGACUUCGAGGAAUUCGACCUUGAACGGCCAACAGUGGGAAACUGUGAAUCCGAACGCUUCAUUGUCACUGGUCAGAACGCCAACAGCAUGGUUCCUGAGAUCUGUGGUCUUAACUCUGGACAACAUCUAUACAUUGAUAUCGAUAUGGUACCAGGACCAAUAACGCUGCACGUGCAGACCAACGGUCAACGGAGCAGCAGAUGGAGCAUGAAGAUUACUCAGAUUAGAUGCGAUGAUCCUAGCAGAGCUCCUCAGAAUUGCCUUCAAUAUUACGUGGGACCGUCAGGAAACUUCAGCAGCUUCAAUUACUUCGAGUCAUCCCUGACGCCCCCUCGUAUGGGCUACAUGAACAACCUGGACUACACCAUCUGUUUUCGGAAGGAAGCUGGCUUCUGCUCGCAGACGUACAGCGUUCCGGACGAUGCCCCGUUCGUGCUGGAAAACGUCGAUGCCGACAACGCCCCGACCGUCGCGGAAACGGAGGCAGGGGUUGGAGUGGUGGAAUGCUCCAUGGACUACGUCCUCUUGGGGGCGGUGCGCUUCUGCGGGACGAGGCUCAACCCCGACGUUGGCCCUAAUAACCCCGACGUUAAUGCUCCUGUCACAGACACAACUACGGGACCCUUCGUAGCCCGCGUCGUGUCGGAUGGAGCUCUCAACGCCAGAGGCUUUCUGCUCAGCUACAGUCAGAACAAAUGUUGAAGGAGAGAAACGGGACUCGACAAAGUGGGUGUGGUGCGCAACAGAUGAUCGAUUGAACCUUAUUGUGAAGCUGCAUGUUCAGCUUU
Messenger RNA from Ornithodoros turicata, 1279 nucleotides. RefSeq lists its product as uncharacterized. The record is from RefSeq and is a predicted model, not a curated record. The transcript is spliced from 6 exons. Lineage: Eukaryota; Metazoa; Arthropoda; Arachnida; Ixodida; Argasidae. The coding region runs from base 150 to 1193 and encodes 347 amino acids.